AUGUGCCGGCCGCGCAGCCUCUUCCUCAUCACUACCUUCAUCCUCCUGGCUCACCUCAGCUUGGCCAGGAACCUCCCGGUCGUCUCCCCAGAUCCUGGGACGUUCCAGUGCCUCACCCACUCCCAAAACCUGCUGCAGGCCGUCAGCAGCACGCUUCAGAAGGCCAGACAAACCCUAGAAUUUUACUCCUGCAGCUCUGAAGAGAUUGAUCAUGAAGAUAUUACAAAAGAUAAAACCAAUACCUUGAAGGCCUGUCUACCACUGGAAUCAACUGUGAAUGGGAAUUGCCUGGCUGCCAAUGGGACCUCUUUCAUAACCGAUGGGAGUUGUCUGGCUUCCAGAAAGACGUCUUUUAUGAUGACCCUGUGUCUCAGUAGCAUCUAUGAAGACCUGAAGAUGUACCAGGUGGAGUUCAAGGCCAUGAAUGAAAAGCUCUUGAUGGACCCCAAGAGGCAGAUCUUCCUGGAUCAAAACAUGCUGGCAGCUGUCGAUAAGCUGAUGCAGGCCCUGAAUUUCAACAGCGAACCUGUGACACAAAAGCCCUCCCUGGAAGAGCCGGAUUUUUAUAAAACAAAAGUCAAGCUUUGUAUACUUCUUCAUGCCUUCAGAAUCCGUGCAGUGACGAUAGAUAGGACGAUGAGCUACCUGAAUUCUUCCUGAAGAGCUGAGAUUUCUCCGGACCUUAAGGUCUUUUAACUAUAUUUA
Messenger RNA from Echinops telfairi (small Madagascar hedgehog), 705 nucleotides. RefSeq names its product interleukin 12A (gene IL12A). The record is from RefSeq and is a predicted model, not a curated record. The coding region runs from base 1 to 660 and encodes 219 amino acids. The transcript has 7 exons. NCBI's taxonomy places the organism in Eukaryota, Metazoa, Chordata, Mammalia, Afrosoricida, Tenrecidae. Gene Ontology annotation, biological process: immune response. Gene Ontology annotation, cellular component: extracellular region. Gene Ontology annotation, molecular function: growth factor activity; interleukin-12 receptor binding.